Molecule: messenger RNA, 2682 nt
Organism: Gracilinanus agilis (Agile Gracile Mouse Opossum)
Lineage: Eukaryota; Metazoa; Chordata; Mammalia; Didelphimorphia; Didelphidae
Gene: HCN1
Product: hyperpolarization activated cyclic nucleotide gated potassium channel 1
Exons: 9
Coding region: 1-2682 (893 amino acids)
Biological process (GO): potassium ion transport; transmembrane transport
Cellular component (GO): membrane
Molecular function (GO): voltage-gated potassium channel activity
Source: RefSeq, a predicted model, not a curated record
AUGGACGGCGCUGGGAAGCCCAACUCCUCGUCCAGCAGCCGGGACGACGGCAAUAGCGUCUUCCCCGUGAAACCCCCCUCCUCGGGGGCUGGGGCCGCUGGGGCCGCGGCAGAGAAGAACCUGGGUAGCCCCCCGGGGGGCGGCGGCGGGGGCAGCACCAAAGAGCAUGGCAACUCCGUGUGCUUCAAGGUGGACGGGGGCAGCAGCGGCAGCGCGGGCGCCGGCGGCGAGGAGCCGGUGGUGGGCUUUGAGGAUGCCGAGGGACCCCGGCGGCAGUACGGCUUCAUGCAAAGGCAAUUCACCUCCAUGCUGCAGCCGGGCGUCAACAAAUUCUCCCUCCGCAUGUUCGGCAGUCAGAAGGCGGUGGAGAAGGAGCAGGAAAGGGUUAAAACUGCAGGUUUCUGGAUUAUCCACCCUUAUAGUGAUUUCAGGUUUUACUGGGAUUUAAUAAUGCUUAUAAUGAUGGUUGGAAAUCUUGUCAUCAUACCAGUUGGCAUCACAUUCUUUACAGAGCAAACAACAACUCCAUGGAUUAUUUUCAAUGUGGCAUCAGACACCGUUUUCCUGUUGGACUUGAUAAUGAAUUUUAGGACUGGGACUGUCAAUGAAGACAGUUCUGAAAUCAUCCUAGACCCUAAAGUUAUCAAGAUGAAUUAUUUAAAAAGCUGGUUUGUUGUUGACUUCAUCUCAUCGAUACCAGUGGAUUAUAUUUUUCUCAUCGUAGAAAAAGGAAUGGACUCAGAAGUUUACAAGACAGCCAGAGCCCUUCGAAUUGUGAGAUUUACAAAAAUUCUUAGUCUCUUACGAUUAUUACGACUUUCACGAUUAAUUAGAUAUAUACAUCAGUGGGAAGAGAUUUUCCAUAUGACGUAUGAUCUAGCCAGUGCGGUGGUGAGAAUAUUUAACCUCAUUGGAAUGAUGCUUCUCCUUUGCCACUGGGAUGGCUGUCUUCAGUUCUUAGUACCAUUACUACAGGACUUUCCAUCAGAUUGCUGGGUGUCCUUAAAUAAGAUGGUCAAUGACUCCUGGGGAAAGCAAUACUCAUAUGCACUCUUCAAAGCUAUGAGUCACAUGCUAUGCAUUGGUUAUGGAGCCCAAGCUCCAGUCAGUAUGUCAGAUCUCUGGAUCACCAUGUUGAGUAUGAUUGUAGGGGCCACUUGUUAUGCCAUGUUUGUCGGCCAUGCCACCGCAUUAAUCCAAUCUCUGGAUUCCUCAAGGAGACAAUAUCAAGAAAAGUACAAACAAGUGGAACAAUACAUGUCAUUCCACAAGUUACCAGCUGAUAUGCGCCAGAAGAUUCAUGACUACUAUGAACACAGGUAUCAGGGCAAAAUCUUCGAUGAGGAAAACAUCCUCAGUGAGCUUAAUGAUCCUCUGAGAGAGGAAAUUGUCAACUUCAAUUGUAGGAAGUUGGUGGCCACAAUGCCACUUUUUGCUAACGCUGAUCCCAAUUUUGUGACUGCCAUGCUGAGCAAACUAAGGUUUGAGGUUUUCCAGCCUGGAGAUUAUAUUAUUCGAGAAGGAGCUGUGGGUAAAAAAAUGUACUUCAUCCAACAUGGUGUUGCUGGUGUCAUCACUAAAUCCAGUAAAGAAAUGAAACUGACGGACGGCUCUUACUUUGGAGAAAUUUGCCUUUUGACAAAAGGUCGACGGACGGCCAGUGUCAGAGCUGAUACUUACUGCCGCCUCUAUUCACUGUCUGUGGACAAUUUCAAUGAGGUGUUGGAGGAGUACCCCAUGAUGAGGAGAGCCUUCGAAACAGUAGCCAUUGACCGACUAGAUCGGAUAGGAAAGAAGAACUCAAUUCUUCUGCAGAAGUUCCAGAAGGAUCUGAAUACUGGUGUUUUCAACAACCAGGAGAAUGAGAUCCUAAAGCAGAUCGUGAAGCACGACAGGGAAAUGGUGCAGGCCAUUGCCCCUAUGAAUUUUCCCCAAAUGCCAACCCUGAAUUCCAGCGCUUCGACCACAACUCCCGCCUCCCGAAUGAGGACGCAAUCGCCUCCCGUUUACACAGCCACCAGCCUGUCUCAUAGCAACCUGCAUUCUCCGAGUCCCAGCACCCAGACCCCGCAACAAGCCGUCAUCCUGUCACCUUGCUCCUACACCACGGCGGUCUGCAGCCCCCCGGUCCAGAGCCCUCUGGCAGCUCGAACUUUUCAAUACGCCUCCCCAACCGCUUCCCAGCUGUCCCUGAUGCAGCAGCAGCCGCAGCCCCAGCAGCAGCAGCAGCCACAGCCGCAGCCACAGCCACAGCAGCAGCCACAGCAGCAGCCACAGACCCCCACUAUCUCCUCCCAGAAAAAUGAGGUGCACAGGAGUACCCAGGCUCUUCACAACACCAACCUGACCAGAGAGGUCAGACCCUUAUCGGCCUCUCAGCCUUCUCUGCCUCAUGAGAUCUCCACUCUGAUUUCCAGACCUCACCCCACAGUAGGGGAGUCUUUAGCCUCCAUCCCACAGCCUGUCUCUGCUGUCCAUGGCACAGGCAUUCAGGCAGGGGCCAGGGGUAGCGUCUCGCAGAGAAUCACCCUUUUCCGCCAGAUGUCUUCAGGAGCAAUCCCUCCCAACCGAGGAGCGGUCCCAGCUCCCCCACCAACAGCAGCUACACCACAGAGAGAUUCCUCCACAGUCUUAAGUACAGACCAAGAAGGAGACAAACCACGAUUUGCUUCAAAUUUAUGA